CAAACCAGACCUCGGCGCAGGGCCCAGCGCGGGACUUCUGGGAGAGGAAAAUGACAGCACGGGGCUUGCGACUACCCACCGGCAAGCUAUUGAAGCUGCCGGCGGCGCUGGGGCGCGUGAACCGAGCUUGCAGCACGUUCCAAACCUUCGCGGAAGUUCUCAGGCUGCCCACGAGACAAAUGACGAAGCUCGUGUUCCCACUACAGGAACUCCAGCGGCAGCUCACACCAGACUCGAGGUUGGACCUUCACGUGAAGACCUUCGACCCGAGUCUGGAGGACAUCUCCAAGGCGGAGAGCGUCUUCACGGCCACGGGCCGCAACCGCAUCGAGUACCUCAGCUCCGCGGUGCGUCUCGACCACGCCCCGGACCUCCCCCACCCUGAGGUGUGUUUUAUAGGCAGAAGCAAUGUUGGAAAAUCCUCUCUAAUAAAAGCCUUAUUUUCACUGGCCCCAGAGGUUGAAGUCAGAGUCUCCAAGAAACCGGGGCACACAAAGAAAAUGAAUUUUUUCAAAGUUGGAAAAUAUUUUACAUUGGUGGACAUGCCAGGUUAUGGCUAUAGAGCUCCCGAAGAUUUUGUUGACAUGGUAGAGACCUAUCUAAAAGAACGAAGAAAUUUGAUGAGAACAUUUUUGUUAGUGGAUAGUGUUGUCGGAAUUCAAAAAACCGACAGUAUUGCCAUAGGAAUGUGUGAAGAAUUUGCAUUACCUUAUGUGAUGGUAUUAACAAAAAUUGACAAAUCUUCCAGGGGACAUCUUUUAAAACAAGUGCUUCAGAUCCAGAAAUUUGUUGACACUGAAACACAAGGAUGUUUUCCUCAGUUGUUUCCUAUAAGGCUCCUGCUGGAUCUUCCCUGCAGCCUAGCUCAAUCCUAGAUCUCAGCAGAAGUGAAAAUUUUUGCUUUUUAAAAUCAGCUAAAUAACAGCCACAAUAAAGAUACUACCAUGCUUUUCUCAAUUUCAAAGAAAAACAAAUUAUCUCUAUAGUAGAAAGCCAUGCAGGCUGUGAGGGAUAAAAAUUUUUCUUUAAAGAGACCAAAUAUAAAGAAAUGCUUCUUAUAAGUUAGAAUUAAGCAUUGGUAGAGACAGAAUGGUUAUUUCUAGAGCUGGCAAUUUUGAGAUAUUUGAUAGAGUUUAGUGAUGAAACAUGAGUCUAUACUUUUAGCUUAUACCUUGGAUAUGGUAAGUACCUUGUACUGGAGCAGAGAUAUAGUGCCAUUCCCAUAGGAUUUUCUUACUCUAACUUCUUUGAGGAAAGCAAUAUGGUAUUUGCUAUGAGAAAUAAUUAAACCAAGUAACAGUUGUAUAUGAAACUGUCCCCUAAUCAGUCAUUCAAGGUCCUACCAAUCCAGAUCACAUUUAAAUUGUUUGUAAUUAUGAACGUGCCUGUCAGAAUCCUUCAUUCAGUCAUUCCUACAAAAUGCUCUUCUCCCUUGACUUUCAUUCAAGUAUUUAUCCUGUUCAUUUGUCUGUGUCCCAUCUGUAUAAUGGAGACUCCUAGGGGCAGGAAUGAAAUCCUACUUCUUAGAGCCCUGAGCAUUGUCAUGGAAGAAUAGCUGUUUCUUUUAACUGUUUAAUAAGAAGGAAGUGAGACCGUCACUAAAAAUGCAGCACAAACAUAAGAUGGACAGAUGACUGUGGCUUAACAGCAACAUUUAUUGGGGAAAAAAAUUAAUCUUUAGUUGACUAUAAGCUGAAUUUGAAUUAACAGUUUAAUGGGGCUGGGGAAAAACUGACAAUGUUUUCUUGACCUACAUUAAUAGAAUUAUAGUGUUCCAAACAAGGGAAUGAUCUAGCAGUAGUUCCACAUAGCUUUGAGCUACAUGCCAUCAGACCAAUCAGGUUAGACGGUGACUCGACAUUGAGAACAACUAGAGCUAUCUGAAAACAGAUGGUCUUGGGGAAGGUUACAUCAUUCAUAACACUUACCUGGUCCUCACAGUAAACAUCCCUAUUUCCAGCUACGGUUAUAGGUCAAGGAAAUGAAGUAAGUUGCAGAGAGGUAUUGGUUUAAAUAGAAAGAGCAUGGGCUUUGGGGUCAGACAGCCUUGAUUUUGCAUGGUUCUUCUACUUCUUGGCUAUAGAUUUUAAAGCAACUUAUUUCAUUUUCUGAGUCUGUUUUCUCACUAGUAAAAAUGUGAUUGUUAGAAUGAUCAAAUAAAAUGGAUGUACACACAGACACAUCAUAAAUGUUAGCUUCCUUUCUUGCCAAGUCAGUAAGUAGCAGGGUUAGGCCAACA
Messenger RNA from Leptonychotes weddellii (Weddell seal), 2239 nucleotides. RefSeq names its product GTP binding protein 8 (gene GTPBP8). Gene Ontology annotation, cellular component: mitochondrion. Gene Ontology annotation, molecular function: GTP binding. The record is from RefSeq and is a predicted model, not a curated record. Lineage: Eukaryota; Metazoa; Chordata; Mammalia; Carnivora; Phocidae.